Cylicostephanus goldi is the source of this 719-nucleotide messenger RNA. Lineage: Eukaryota; Metazoa; Nematoda; Chromadorea; Rhabditida; Strongylidae. The record is from the annotation of a GenBank genome assembly.
AUGGAUCCCCGAUCGUUUCAAUGGAUUUCACCGUAUCCUCACCCGUCCGAGUUAAUACGAGAGCAUCAGCGACCAACAGUCCUUCAACAUACGCAAUUCGAUCACAUCGAAGCAGCAUCCAGUUCAAAUUUCUUCUCUCCUUUCACCAUAACUUCAAGUUUCCCCUUCCAAGAGCUCGAUUAUCGUCUUCAUGAUGGUUCGUCCAUGGUUCAUCCACCAAAUAUCGCUGAACCUGCGGUGGUUGAGCCACCGCCGAUGGAAGUGACCGACUUGCAAAAGGACAUACCAGAACUCAAAUCAUUCACCUUGCAAACGCCAAGGAGCGUUACUGACCACGAUUUUUCCUUAUUUAAUCCCUCUGUGUUUCAAUACCCAGUUCCAAAUGCAGAUCCUGGGCAGUUCCUGUCCAAAAAGGACGUAAAGGAUGACUACAGCGGUUACUCAACACAGCCUUCACAAAAUUACUCUACAAAUCCACCGUCUGCUCAGAUGUUACGAACGUUUACGUUUGCAAAACAAAGCGAUAAUGCUCCCGGUACAACACAAGACUGCCAGGUUUGUCACUCCACUCACGCCAAUGGUCUACACUUUGGAGCUCGCACAUGCGCUGCUUGUGCAGCAUUCUUCCGUCGGACAAUCAGUGAUGGCAAGAAAUAUGUAUGCAAAAGGAGCCAGCGAUGUAACAAUCCCAGCAGAGAUGGUGAGUUUUAUCGUUGAAG